GAUCUGAACUCCAGCAUGUAACUACGCUCUCAAGAAAUGCAGCAGAGGACUUCAGUGUCUCGGACUGUACAAACCUUGAGGCAAAGGGAUUAUUUCUUGUUUUUUGGUCAGAGCGCCUUCAUAUCACUUCAUAUCAUUCUACUUCCCUCGCUCUUGGACCUAGGACAGACCAGGCUCCGGGAACUGUGGAAAGCUGCCGGAUCCACUAAGACGGUACCCCUUGAGGACCAGGUGCAUCCAUACAACCCCGGGGACUUUGCUUGGGCAAAGAAAUUCGUGAGGGGCGAUUCCUUGCAGCCAAGAUACACGGGACCACAUCAAGUCCUGUUGACUACACAAGCUGCUGUUUUCCUAGAAGGACGAAAGUCGUGGAUACACCAUUCCCACGUAAAGCCAGCUGUAGUAGCGGCACCCCCACCACCCCAGGUUCCCAAGAUACGGUUGCAGAGGAACGAAGAAACCGGCCAGUGGCAGGCGGCACAAUUCCCUUUCCAGAACGCGGACAUUGAAUAAGACAUCAACACAGAAAUGCUCCAACAAACGGAAAGGAUGUCUAUUUACUUAUGGGGGAUGACUGUGUUAGCUCGAUAUGCCUUACCCCUUUGCUGCCCCCCCCGAACGUGAAGAUAUGCAAUGAUAAUGAUUAUUACUACCUGAAAGACUUUGGACGAACAAUCCCAAAAACACGGGAUUGCCCAGACCCUUUUCUUUACGAUGUAAAUCAGAUAAAGGAAGGGAUAGUGAAGGCUGACAUAGCGGGACGGUUGUGUCAUAAAUCAGCCGUUAUCUUGCAACAUAAUUAUACUGGCCGCUGGGUAACGCAUUGCACCCAGGCUGAAAUCGAAUGGCCUAUUAGACUUGCACUUCGAUGCUGGUAAUAUCGACAUAUGCCUAAUUACGGCUGCCCUCCAGAGGUAGACAUAACAUCUAUAAGUUCAGAAUAUAACAUGCUUACUUUCCAGGUUAAAUAUGGAACAACCCAGCCCAAGAUGGCAGAAAGACCAAAGUUUUGUGUAGGUAUUGGAGAACCAUCAUGUUAUGCAUGGCUAAAAGAUAAACUGGGCGCUCAGAAACCCAUACAAGACAAGGUGACACAAGCUACACAAACCAGGAAAACAUGGGGCGGGUUCAAACAUAGAAACACUAAAAGAGGCGAUGGGUGGGACGGAAAUACUUUUGUUGCCUUAAUGGAAGAAACAGCUCCGGAAAAGGGCACCUGUUAUGUUUGUGCACACACCCCACCGCACGGACAGGCGGGAGUCCCCUUGACGGGGGCCCCAUUGCCGUUAAAUGACUAUCUCUCCUUCGCCUCACAUUCCAGCUCACAGGAACUAGAAGGGGGGUUGGUUCUUAGUGGGCCCAUCGCUAGAUCAGUAUGCGUAGGCAGCGGAAGCCAGCCAGCGGGAGGGAUGUUAUGCGAUGGCUUAAUUUACUCUACAAAACCAGGUAAUUGGUCUUUUAUAAAUGAAACACGAAAAGCAGCGGGUUUAACGUGGCUUUCUAUUUGGCAGCAUUUGCUACACCUGACUUUUGCGGACCACCAUUUAGUACCUUUCCUUACAGAUCUAGUGGAUCAUCAAACCCCAGCUGGACUCUGGUGGCUUUGUGGGCACUCAGCGGUAAGGAAAUUACCAGUAACGGGCUCCUGGACCUGUACUUUGGGAAGGGUAGUUCCAAGACUCCGGGUUUCCUCCACGUUGCCUACUCUGCGUCGCCGUAACAAAAGAAGCGCAGGGGAGGCAGUGCUGAGAGGUUUCUUUCCACAGUAUGGCGCAGCCAAAACAUACCAGGAGCUCAUAGAAUUGUCUCAAGCGUUUGAGCGUUUUAUGAAUGAUUCGGCCAUUGCCUUUUCGGAUCUCACCAACGAACAAGGGCAUAACAGACAGUAAGGCUGAUGUCACAAAACACAUUA
Messenger RNA from Rhineura floridana, 1912 nucleotides. RefSeq lists its product as uncharacterized. NCBI's taxonomy places the organism in Eukaryota, Metazoa, Chordata, Lepidosauria, Squamata, Rhineuridae. The transcript is spliced from 2 exons. The record is from RefSeq and is a predicted model, not a curated record. The coding region runs from base 888 to 1889 and encodes 333 amino acids.